Nothoprocta perdicaria is the source of this 1229-nucleotide messenger RNA. RefSeq names its product empty spiracles homeobox 2 (gene EMX2). Lineage: Eukaryota; Metazoa; Chordata; Aves; Tinamiformes; Tinamidae. Gene Ontology annotation, molecular function: DNA binding; DNA-binding transcription factor activity, RNA polymerase II-specific. The transcript is spliced from 3 exons. The record is from RefSeq and is a predicted model, not a curated record. Gene Ontology annotation, biological process: regulation of DNA-templated transcription; neuron differentiation; brain development. Bases 412 to 1155 code for a protein of 247 amino acids.
GUAAUAGCGACCAAUCAUCAAGCCAUUUACCAGGCUUCAGAGGAAGCUGUUUAUGUGAUCCCAGCACUAAUUAGGCUCAUGAACUAACAAAUCGUUUGCACAACUUGUGAAGGGGCCGAUCACAUCCAUGGAUUGUCUUUGGACUUAGGGAGGGAGGGGGGGGCGACCGCCUUUUCCUUGCAGGAGGGAAACUUCUCCCAGCAACUUUUUGUGUGUGUGUGUGCGUGUGUGCGUGUGUGUCUCCCUUUUGGGUACCGCUGGCUGCCGCUGCCUCCUUCCCUCCAGCCCCUGUCUAUUUAUGUGUGUAUCUAUCCCUCCUCAAGUCACUCCCUGCUGCAAACUUGCCCGGAUCGCCUUGCGCGCCGCGCAGAGCCACGCGGAGAUUUGCUCGGGGACUCUCGCCGCGGCAGCAUGUUCCAGCCCACACCCAAGCGCUGUUUCACCAUCGAGUCGCUGGUGGCCAAAGACAGCCCCUUGCCCGCGUCUCGCUCCGAGGAUCCCAUCCGGCCGGCGGCGCUCAGCUAUGCCAACUCCAGCCCGAUGAACCCUUUCCUCAACGGCUUCCACUCCACCGGCAGGGGGGUCUACUCCAACCCGGACUUGGUCUUUGCAGAGGCCGUCUCGCACCCGCCUAACCCGGCCGUGCCCGUGCACCCCGUGCCCCCUCCCCACGCCCUGGCCGCCCACCCUCUGCCCGCCUCGCACUCCACGCACCCGCUCUUCGCCUCGCAGCAACGGGACCCUUCCACCUUCUACCCUUGGCUAAUACACCGCUACCGCUACCUGGGCCACAGGUUUCAAGGGAAUGAAACCAGUCCGGAGAGCUUCCUAUUGCACAACGCCCUGGCCAGGAAACCCAAACGGAUCCGUACAGCCUUCUCACCAUCGCAACUGCUGAGACUGGAACAUGCCUUCGAGAAGAACCAUUACGUGGUGGGAGCGGAGCGCAAGCAGCUGGCGCACAGCCUCAGCCUCACGGAAACUCAGGUAAAAGUUUGGUUUCAGAACAGGAGGACGAAGUUCAAGCGGCAGAAGUUGGAGGAGGAAGGCUCAGACUCACAACAGAAAAAAAAAGGGACUCAUCAUAUUAACCGGUGGAGAAUCGCCACCAAACAAGCCAGUCCAGAGGAAAUCGACGUCACGUCGGACGAUUAAAAACUGGCACUUUGGACUUCUCAAGCCAGCCAACCCACCAAGAAGAAAGUGUUAAAGGCUCAAACACACCGACG